Cajanus cajan (pigeon pea) is the source of this 1371-nucleotide messenger RNA. It is a transcript of the gene CLE26, whose product is annotated as CLAVATA3/ESR-RELATED 26. The record is from RefSeq and is a predicted model, not a curated record. Lineage: Eukaryota; Viridiplantae; Streptophyta; Magnoliopsida; Fabales; Fabaceae.
UAAGGAGUCUUUUGGAACCGUAGUUGCAUGAAAAUACACACACUCACACUCACACACAACAUGAAAGCAAAAGAAUUGUGUCGUAUUGGGACCUUUCUCCGUAUAAAGCAAAGGUUUGCCUCCAUUCCACACCAGCUAAGCCCCCCUCUCUCAGUUCGAGAAAGUGCAACAUAACAUAAUCCCUCCAACCUAUAAAGAAAACCAACCACACCCUUAAUCCUUUGCAGUAAAAAAAGUCCCUUCCCUUAACUCACCCUCCCCUCUCUCCCUCUUCAAUCUUCUCUUGUCUUCUUCCUAGCCAGUUUCACUUCAAUCAUCACGCAAUCAUAGCCUUUUCUGUUUUUCUUUUCUCUUCAUCAUCUAUGUCAUAGCCUUCUUCAUUCCUCACAUGACAUAAAACACAUACACAUAAUUACGAACAAAGACUUGCAUAUGGGUAGUACUAGUACUAGUAGUUGUAGUUUUUUCCUUCCAAGGUUCCUUCGACCACUAGCAGUGGUGGGGCUUGUUUGUCUUCUUGUUUUGGGAAGCUUAUUAGGUAGUGGUGAAGGAACAAGACAAGCAACUACAAAAUGGUCUGAAGAAAGAGUCAAGCAUGAGCCAGUGGUGGGUAGAGAUAAGCCUGUCAACCGUGCUGAAUUGGACUUCAACUACAUGAGCAAAAGAAGAGUUCCCAAUGGACCAGAUCCUAUUCAUAACAGGAGAGCUGGAAAUUCUGGGCGACCUCCUGGCCAAGCUUAGUAACAAGGGAGAUAGACAAGCUUCAGCAACCAUGCAGAAGAUGACACAAUAUGUUAGCCAUUUACUUGUGAGAACUGAGAGUAACUUCAUACAUAUAUCCUUGACCCUGAGCUUCUUAGAAUUCUAGCUUGCAAGCAAGGGCUAAUCUCUAACUUGCGGUAAUUAAUUUGUUAUGGGAAGAGUUAUUGUGGCCUAAAGAGGGGGGGAAAGAAAAGUAAGGAAGCUUGUCCCACAGAAAAUAACCUCAAAAGAUAGUUUGAUCAGUUUCUACUGAAACUGCAAUUUAGAGCCAGCUUGAAUACAACUCAGAAGCAUUUUUUAAGAGUUUCUCUAUUGAAAAAAAGAAUUCAGUAAAAAAAACUCUUAAAAAUUCUUUUAAGCUUGUAUCCAAACAUGUGAUUAGUUAGUGUUUUUUGUUUUUGAACUUGUGAUAUGAGAGGAUGGGGGGGCAGUGUCACAAAUUUCAAUGGAAUGGAGAUCAGUGCUUGCAUGUAAAGCAAUUAACGUACCUUUAAAGUUUAAAAGCCAGAAAGAUGUUGUAGCAACAACAGCAGCCAUGCAUGCUUUUGGAGGGACUAUACUUGUAUGUUAGGGAAAAAAAAAAAAAAAAAGAGUCUUGGCUUUGGUUUG